Molecule: messenger RNA, 2690 nt
Organism: Olea europaea var. sylvestris
Lineage: Eukaryota; Viridiplantae; Streptophyta; Magnoliopsida; Lamiales; Oleaceae
Product: dipeptidyl aminopeptidase 4-like
Exons: 6
Coding region: 282-2606 (774 amino acids)
Biological process (GO): proteolysis
Molecular function (GO): serine-type peptidase activity; dipeptidyl-peptidase activity
Source: RefSeq, a predicted model, not a curated record
UUUCUCACUUUCACUCCGCUAAGGAAAAAAGCCUCUCUUUUUUCCACUUUUUAUUCACUUUUAUGCUCAAAUAUUUCGUUAUACUCCAAAUUCUGGAAUCGAUUCUUUGAUAAUCUGAUUCAAAUUUUCAAUUUUCCUGAAACUUUGAGAAAAUUUCAAUUGGAAAGGAAUUGUAUCCGAAUCUUGAUCUUCUGCAUUGGUUUUUCGUUUACCAAUUACAGGGUGUCGGGUAUGCUUGCACUGAUGCACAAACUAUUAAAUUUUUAGUCAAUAAAUUGGUAAUGCAAUCCCCUAAUACAAGUAAUAAGAAGAAGAAUUUGAAACGUUCGAGAUCACUUCGCCACGAUAUGCCUGCAGCUGACACAACUCCUGCAAAUGCUCUAGACAAUUGCACUGUAUUCCCUGUUGAAGAGAUAGUGCAACACCCUUUACCUGGUUAUGGAGUGCCAACUUUAAUUAGCUUUAGCCUUGAUGGUAGUUUGAUAGCAUACUUGUUCAGUCCUGAUCAGACAUUGAAUAGGAAGGUGUUUGUGUUUGAUCCGAUUAGCAUGAAGCAUGAAUUGUUUUUUAGUCCUCCAAAUGGUGGGCUUGAUGAGAAUAAUUUGUCUGCUGAAGAAAAGUUGAGGAGGGAGAGAUCAAGGGAGCGGGGGCUUGGUGUGACACGCUACGAAUGGGUGAAGACAAGCCCAAGGAAAAAGAGAAUUAUGGUGCCUCUACCAGCAGGAAUUUAUGUUCAGGAUCUCUUCAUAGAGUCAGAUCUUAAGCUCCCAAGUGCCUCAUGCUCACCAAUUAUUGAUCCACAUGUCUCCCCAGAUGGCACCAUGCUUUCUUAUGUGAGAGAUAAUGAGCUGCACGUGUUAAACCUUAUGUACAACGUGUCAAAGCAGUUGACAUCUGGUGCCAAUAGAAACGUGAUAACACAUGGCCUCUCUGAGUACAUAGCCCAGGAGGAGAUGGAACGUAAAAACGGCUACUGGUGGUCUCUAGACAGCAAAUUUAUUGCAUUUACAGAGGUGAAUUAUUCUGAGAUACCUCCUUUUAGGAUCAUGCACCAAGGGAAAAGUUUUGUUGGUUCAGAGGCACAGGAAGAUCAUUCUUACCCUUUUGUGGGUGGUCCAAAUGUUAAAGUUCGAUUGGGUGUUGUUUCAGCUACAGGAGGUCCGGUGACUUGGAUGGAUCUUCUGUGUGGAGAAAGAGGCCAGGCAAACAAUGAGGAAUACUUGGCAAGAGUCUGUUGGAUGCAUGGGAAUAUUCUUACUGCUCAGGUUUUGAACAGGUCACAUUCUAAACUAGAGAUCCUAAAGUUUGAUAUCAAAUCAGGCCAGAGAAAAGUAAUCUUGGAAGAAGAACAAGAAACUUGGAUAAAUCUACAUGAUUGCUUCACCCCUUUAGACAAAGUGAAUACUAGAUCUCCUGGAGGGUUUAUUUGGUCUAGUGAGAAAACAGGAUUCAGACAUCUAUAUUUACACAACUCAAAUGGACAGUGCUUGGGUCCUAUAACUCAAGGUGACUGGAUGGUUGAGCAAGUUGUGGGUGUCAACGAGGCUGCUGGCUUUGUUUAUUUCACUGGAACUUUAGACGGCCCUUUGGAAUGUCAUCUUUAUCGUGCCAAUUUAUACUCAGAUGCAGGUAAUCUCUUGCAGGUUCCCUUUAGAUUGACCCAUGGAAAGGGAAAACAUGUGGUUGUACUUGACCAUCAGAUGCAGAGAUUUGUGGAUAUUUAUGAUUCCUUGGGUUCACCUCCCAAAGUUACUAUGCACUCAUUGUCUGAUGGAAGCUUGAUUAUGCCUCUUUUUGAGCAGCCGCUCAGCAUUCCAAGAUUUAAGAAGCUCCAACUUCAGCCACCAGAUGUCAUUCAAGUAGAGGCAAAGGACGGGACCAUUCUUUAUGGGGCACUAUACAAACCUGAUCUGGCAAGAUUUGGACCUCCACCUUAUAAAACAAUGAUUCAAGUGUAUGGUGGUCCCAGCGUACAACUUGUCUGUGAUUCUUGGAUAAACACUGUUGACAUGAGAGCUCAAUACUUGAGAAGUAAAGGCAUAUUAGUAUGGAAGAUGGAUAACAGAGGAACUGCUCGACGUGGACUCAAGUUUGAAGGUGCACUUAAGUACAACUGCGGCCAGAUUGAUGCUGAGGAUCAAGUAACUGGAGCCGAGUGGCUCAUUAAACAGGGUUUAGCUAAAGAAGGCCACAUUGGAUUGUAUGGAUGGAGCUAUGGUGGAUAUCUCUCAGCUAUGACCCUGGCAAAGUUUCCCGAGAUUUUCAAAUGUGCGGUUUCAGGUGCUCCAGUCACAUCAUGGGAUGGGUAUGACACCUUCUACACUGAAAAAUAUAUGGGUAUGCCAACUGAAAAUCAAUCAGGUUAUUUGCAAAGUUCUGUGAUGCAUCACGUGGACAAUAUGAAAGGGAAGUUGUUGCUUGUACACGGAAUGAUCGAUGAAAAUGUGCACUUUAGGCACACUGCUCGGCUCGUGAAUGCCCUUGUGGCAGCUGGGAAGCCUUACGAAUUGUUGAUUUUCCCGGAUGAGCGACACAUGCCUCGACGACUUCGGGACCGAAUGUACAUGGAGGAGAGGAUUUGGGAAUUUAUUGAGAGGAGUUUGUAGAUUACACUUUUAUGCAUUUCUGUUGUUUGUCAAGUUAUAGGAGAUGUUUGGACCGCGGAAUUUUUUGAUUAUCAAUUUUUAACU